Messenger RNA from Terrapene triunguis (Three-toed box turtle), 4966 nucleotides. It is a transcript of the gene ADNP, whose product is annotated as activity dependent neuroprotector homeobox. The coding region runs from base 455 to 3910 and encodes 1151 amino acids. Gene Ontology annotation, molecular function: DNA binding. The transcript is spliced from 6 exons. The record is from RefSeq and is a predicted model, not a curated record. Lineage: Eukaryota; Metazoa; Chordata; Testudines; Emydidae. Gene Ontology annotation, cellular component: nucleus. Gene Ontology annotation, biological process: regulation of gene expression.
CUGGGCAGGAGGGACCCGGCUGUAUUGUCUGCAGGGCGCCCAGGGAGCCCCCCCCGGCCCGGAGCCUGACACCCCCCCCUCCGGGGACCGAGCGCUGUGGAGCCGCCACCGCCCCCUCCCCCCGGGACCUGCUCACCAUAGGCCACCCCCACACACACUCACCCCCCCGCCAUCCAGCCCCCUUUGUCUCCCCCGCGCCGCCGCCGGCUCCGCUCCGCCCGCCCGCCCAGGGACCCGGGCGGCGCCAGGGAGGCAGCUCCGCGCACCCCCACCCCCAGCCAGAGGUGCCGGGGGAGCGCCCGCCCUCCUCUGCUGAGGAGAGCCCCAGGCAGCAGGAUAUGAGCCUUCUCCUAUGUCCGGGCUUUGGCCUCACGCAGUAGGUGUAAUAUAAUCGCUGAGGUGGGCGUUCUGCAAGGAGAAUUAUUUUUGGAGGCUUUUGCAUGAAACUUGCCCAAUGAGUCUGAGACACCCAAGCACCAUUAAUUUUGGAGGAGUGGUUGUGGAACAAGAUGGAACAUUGCAUGAGACCAAUAGUGUCCAUGGGCUGCACCUCCAUAUUAAAGAAACUAUGUUCCAACUUCCUGUCAACAACCUUGGCAGUUUAAGAAAAGCCCGGAAAACUGUGAAAAAAAUACUUAGUGACAUUGGUUUGGAAUACUGUAAAGAACAUAUAGAAGAUUUUAAGCAGUUUGAACCUAAUGACUUUUAUUUGAAAAACACUACAUGGGAAGAUGUAGGAUUGUGGGAUCCAUCGCUUACAAAAAAUCAGGACUAUCGGACAAAACCCUUUUGCUGCAGUGCAUGUCCAUUUUCGUCGAAGUUCUUUUCAGCCUAUAAAAGUCACUUCCGGAAUGUUCAUAGUGAAGACUUUGAAAAUAGGAUUCUUCUUAAUUGUCCCUACUGUACUUUCAAUGCGGACAAAAAGACUUUGGAAACGCACAUUAAAAUAUUUCAUGCUCCAAAUGCCAAUACACCGAGUGGAGGCAUCAGCACUUUUAAAGAUAAAAACAAACAUGAUAGCCUUAAACCUAAGCAGGCUGACAGUGUAGAACAAGCUGUUUAUUAUUGUAAGAAGUGCACUUACCGAGAUCCUCUAUAUGAAAUAGUUAGAAAGCACAUUUACAGGGAACAUUUUCAGCAUGUUGCUGCACCUUACGUAGCAAAGGCAGGUGAAAAGUCACUCAAUGGUGCAGUUCCCUUAAGUUCCAGUACCCGAGAGGAGGGUAGUAUUCACUGCAAACGAUGCCUUUUUAUGCCGAAGUCAUAUGAAGCUUUAGUACAGCAUGUUAUUGAAGACCAUGAACGUAUAGGAUAUCAGGUUACAGCAAUGAUAGGGCACACUAAUGUAGUGGUUCCAAGAUCCAAACCUUUGAUGCUAAUAGCUCCAAAACCACAGGAUAAAAAGCCUAUGGGACUUCCUCAAAGGAUGGGUCCCCUUUCCCCUGGAAAUGUCCGAUCUCUUCCAUCACAGCAGAUGAUGAAUCGACUCACUAUACCAAAGCCUACAUUAAAUUCUGCGGGAGUGAAUAUGAUGUCAAAUGUUCACCUACAACAGAACAAUUAUGGAGUCAAAUCAGUACCACCAAGUUAUGUUGGACAGCCGGGGGGAAGGCUAAACUUAAGUGGUAACGCACCAGUGUCUAUUCCACAACAGUCUCAAACAAUGAAACAGUUUUCACCAAGUGGAAAUGGAAGGCCUUAUACCCUUGGAGGGGAGCAGAGAUCUCAGACUCCAGCAAGGUACUCUCUUCAGUCUGCCAAUUCCUCUUCUCUUUCAUCAGCCCAGUUGAAACAAACGUCAUUAUCUCAGUCUCAGGCAGCAUCAAGAGUAUUAGGUCAGUCUGGCUCAAAGCCUCCUGUGGCUGCUACAGGCCCUUCCGCUGUCAAUACUUCAUCAACACAAAAGUGGAAAAUUUGUACAAUCUGUAAUGAGCUGUUUCCUGAAAACGUGUACAGUGUUCACUUUGAAAAGGAGCACAAGGCUGAAAAGGUGCCUGCAGUAGCUAACUAUAUAAUGAAAAUACACAAUUUCACUAGCAAAUGUUUAUACUGUAAUCGCUAUUUACCCACUGAUACGUUGCUUAAUCAUAUGUUAAUCCAUGGACUGUCUUGUCCAUACUGCCGUUCAACUUUCAAUGAUGUUGAAAAGAUGGCUGCUCAUAUGCGAAUGGUUCAUGUUGAUGAAGAAAUGGGACCUAAAACUGAUUCCACUUUAACCUUUGAUUUGACAUUGCAGCAGGGUAGUCACACUAAUAUACAUCUACUUGUAACCACCUACAAUCUGAGAGAUGCCCCUGCUGAAUCUGUAGCUUAUCAUGCUCAGAAUACUCCUCCUGUUCCUCCAAAACCACAGCCGAAAAUCCAGGAGAAGGCAGAUAUACCUGUGAAAAGUUCUCCUCAAGCAGCAGUCCCCUACAAAAAAGAUGUGGGUAAAACACUCUGCCCUCUUUGCUUUUCAAUCCUAAAAGGACCCAUAUCUGAUGCACUCGCACAUCACUUAAGGGAGAGGCAUCAAGUUAUUCAAACAGUUCAUCCAGUUGAGAAAAAGCUAACAUAUAAAUGCAUUCAUUGUCUUGGUGUGUAUACCAGUAAUAUGACUGCCUCAACUAUAACGCUACACCUUGUUCACUGCAGAGGGGUUGGGAAGACCCAAAACGGCCAAGACAAAGCUAAUGCACCAUCUCGACUAAAUCAGUCUCCAGCUGUAGCACCUGUGAAACGUACUUAUGAACACAUGGAAUUCUCUCUGAUGAAGAAAAGAAAAAUGGAUGAUGAUGACUCGCCGUCUGCCUUUGAAGAGAAGCCUGAAGAACCUGUAGUUUUAGCUUUAGACCCUAAAGGUCAUGAAGAUGAUUCUUAUGAAGCCAGAAAAACAUUUCUUACAAAAUAUUUCAAUAAACAACCUUAUCCCAGUAGGAGAGAAAUUGAAAAGUUGGCUGCCAGUUUAUGGCUAUGGAAAUCAGAUAUUGCUUCACAUUUUAGCAACAAAAGAAAGAAAUGUGUUAGAGAUUGUGAAAAGUACAAGCCUGGUGUGCUGCUUGGUUUUAACAUGAAAGAAUUAAACAAAGUUAAACACGAAAUGGAUUUUGAUGCUGAAUGGCUGUUUGAAAAUCAUGAUGAAAAGAAUUCCAGAGUCAAUGCUAGUAAAACUGUUGAUAAAAAAAUAAACCUAGAAAAAGAUGAUGAAAGUUCUUCAGACAGUUAUGAAAAUAUAGAAGAGGAAUCUAAUGAAAGCAAUAGUCCAUUUGGUCAACCAAUUUCAGAUGUUGGUCGUAAAACCUCUAUUGAUAGCAUAAUAGAGAAUCCAGAAGACAGCAUAUCCAAGGAGACUACUGAUGAAAAUCCCUUACAGUCUCCAGAGAAAUCAGACCAAAAACAGGAGGAAGGCUCAAAAUAUGAAGAGAUUCACUCUGCCAAGGAACCAAUUAAACUGGUAGGUGAUGCCUCAGAUAGUGAAGGUGAUCAAGAAGAUCAAGAUGAUGCUGCUGAAUGGAAAGAUGGAGCUUCACAGUCUGAAAGUGGACCUGGCUCUCAGCAAGUUUCUGACUUUGAAGACAAUACAUCAGAGGUGAAACCAGAAGUUUGGACAGAUGAAUCAUCCCAGAGCGAAGAUGCUGGUAGUAGUAAACCAGCUGCAGAAAUAAAAGGGGUUGCAUCUGAAAGUGAUGAAGAGCAAUCAAAAUGGAAGAAUAGUUCCUAUGGAAAAGUAGAAGAAUUUUGGUCUAAGGACCAGUCACAAUGGAAAAAUGCAUCAGAAAUUGAGGAGAGUUUGUCAAAUCAGCAGAUGGAAUGGCAGAAUAGCACAAUUGACAGCGAAGAUGGAGAUCAGUUUGACAAUGUGACUGAUGGUGUAGCAGAACCAAUGCAUAGCAGCUUAACUGGUGUAGAGUUGAGUAGCCAGCAAGCAUAAGCUGCUCAACUCAGAAGCAUGAGUAAAUGUGCUUCAAUCUACAACUGUCUAAAUACUUUCAUUUCAAUAUGACUGCUAAGCUUAAUUCUAACUGGUACUGCCUUUUGAGUGCUAGGUCAUCUGGCUAGUGGUUGAUGUGGCCACUAAUAUUCCAGUGGUUAUUCCUGAGUAUGCUGUUGGCUAAAUUUGCUUGAGAAUACCUACUGUGAUGAGCACAGUAACUUAAUGUGAAAACAGAUAAGCUGGUGGCUCCAGAAUGCACACGAAGAAAAGCAGAGGUUUUCUUUAUCUGCAUUUUCAACAUUUAUUUCACUCUUGGAUAUGUUCAGUUGUAUGUCUUUUUAAACAUUACCCUUUUUCACAUGGUAGUAUAGGGCCAACAUGAGCUACCAGUUCAAUGUGUAUAGUAGACUAUGGGGAAAUUGAUUUUUUUCAUGUAUCAUUCUGAAUAGUUGAAAUGUAUAUUUGUACAGUCUUUUAGACCUAUUCAAGUGAAGCUUAUGAAAUUGUUCUUGUGUACCCAUCAUAGAUUUGUUUCUCUUUUUUAGUGUUGCCCUGCUGUGUAAUAAAUGCUGUAUCUAGUUUACCUAGCAAAAGCUUGAAACUGCUAUAGUAUGAAUUUUGACAAACUUAGUUUUUGCACAUAACCUUGUACAAUCUCAAAACUGAGGCCAGCAACAUAAAAAAUUAUAUCUGGACUCUAUUGUAUUAUAGAAUUUUCUUGUUCUGAAUAUCCUUGACAUUACAACUGAUGACAAAUGUAUUUCAGAGCCAUUUUCUGAAAUCUUUUAAGCUAAAAAAGAAAAAAUCACAUGCAAGAAACAAGUUUGCAGCUACUAAUUUUGACACCUUUUAGAUCUGUAUAAAAGUGUAUUGUGUUGAAGCAGCAUACAGAAAUAAAAAUGCUGCAUUUUGGAUAUUUAGUUUUAUCUUUAGUUAACACCAACAAGGUGUUGUAUUCAUUUAUACCAUCUAAUAUAUGACACACUGUUGUAGUAUGUAUAAUUUUGUGAUCUUUAUUUCCCUUUGUAUUCUUCAUUUAAGCAUCUAAAUAAA